UCCAGCUUGGUUUUUCGGGAGAGGGAUUCCAGGUUGCGCGGGUGACUGCCCGCCGUGACCCAGCGCGUGCUCUGCUGAGCGCUCCGGAAGGAGAAAAACCAGGCGGAGCUGAGCUGGAAGCCUCUCGUUGGUCACUGUUUUUCUAAGGAACUCACCUUCCACCGCCCACCUCCACAGAACUGGCGGGGACUCUUCUAGGAGCAGAGGAAAUGGCGCUCUUCAGGCAGCUGUCCCUGGCCUGGAAGGCCACCCUGACUGCAGUCACUGUCUUCGUGUCUAUGAUCAUCUCUCGUUCCUAUCUGGCAGAGACCCUUGACCUGAGUGCCUGGCGUUGGCUGUUUCGCCUGCAGCUCACCCUCUUUGUUAACUCGCUCAUGCUCAUAGGCUCCCUGUACAUUUGGCGUAGCACAGUGAGCAACCUCAACCACUCCCAGGCCGGUCAGUCCAUCUGUUUCUGGCUUUGGAAGCUGGCCGUUAUGAUGUUUCUGGCACUGGCCCAUUCCAGUUUCUUCACCAUGCUCUUUUUGGUGGCCGAGGAACCCUAUCUCUUUUCCAUGGCAGCCUACUCCUGCCUGGGUGCUUAUGUCAUCAUGCUGUUCUUCCUCUUCAUCCUCAGUGGGAUGGAGCAGGCCUACCAGCUCUUGGCCUGGCGCAGAGGUAGGGUGGUAGGCAGCCUCGACAAGUCACAGAGGCUGGUGCUCAGGCCUGCCCUGGCAGUGGUGGUGACCGCUGUGCUCAGCGUGAUGGGCCUUUUGAAUGCUGCCCAGCCCCCAGCUGUGAAAACUGUGGCAGUGCCCAUCCAUCAGCUGCCUCCUUCUAUGAACAACCUCAAGAUCGCACUCCUCUCAGACAUCCACUUGGGGCCUACCGUGGGCAGGACGAAGAUGCAGCUGUUUGUGAAGAUGGUGAAUGUGCUGGAACCAGAUAUCACAGUGAUUGUGGGUGACCUCUCUGAUUCGGAAGCCUCUGUCCUUCGGACGGCUGUCGCUCCCUUAGGCCAGCUUCAUUCACGCCUUGGCACCUACUUUGUCACAGGCAACCAUGAGUACUACACAUCAGAUGUCACUAACUGGUUUGCCCUGCUGGAAUCCCUGCAUGUCCGGCCUCUUCACAAUGAGAAUGUAAAGAUUUCUGCAACAGGGGCCCGGCAUGGUGGCGGUGAAGGGGAAGGUGAUGACUGGAUCUGCUUGGCAGGGGUGGAUGAUAUCGAAGCAGACAUCCUGCACUACUCUGACCAUGGCAUGGACCUCAGCAAGGCCCUGGGGGGCUGCAGCCCAGACCACACCACCAUCUUGCUAGCCCACCAGCCCCUGGCUGCCAAGAGAGCUCUUCAGGAGCGGCCAGAUAUUAACUUGAUCCUUUCAGGGCACACACACGCUGGGCAGCUCUUCCCCUGGAAUGUGGCGGCUUAUCUCCUGAACCCCUUCUUUAAUGCCUCUCAGAGGAUGUUUGAGAUCGACUACAGCAGGGACCGCUUCCUCAAGGAUGGCCAGCCGUUCCGCUACAUCUCGGGAAGCAUUCACUACUCCCGGGUGCCCCGCUUCUACUGGGUAGACCGGCUGCUGAAGAUGAAGAUGGCCGGGCUGAACGCCAUCCAGACGUACGUGCCCUGGAACUUUCAUGAGCCCCAUCCAGGACAGUAUGAGUUUUCUGAGGACCGCGAUGUGGAGUAUUUCCUUCGGCUGGCUCAUAAGCUGGGACUGCUGGUCAUCCUAAGGCCUGGGCCCUACAUCUGUGCCGAGUGGGACAUGGGGGGAUUACCUGCUUGGUUAUUAGAGAAACAAUCUAUUGUUCUGCGCUCUUCUGACCCAGAUUACCUUGCCGCUGUGGAUAAGUGGUUGGGAGUCCUUCUGCCCAGGAUGAAGCCUCUCCUCUAUGAAAAUGGAGGGCCGAUUAUAACCGUGCAGGUGGAAAAUGAGUAUGGCUCCUAUUUUACCUGUGAUUAUGACUACCUACGUUUCCUGCAGCAGCGUUUCCGAUACCAUCUGGGGAACAAUGUACUUCUGUUCACCACUGACGGGGCAAAAGGAGAAUUUCUGCAGUGUGGGACCCUGCAAGGCCUCUAUGCUACAGUGGACUUCGGAGUAGGCAGAAACAUCACAGAAGCUUUUCUAAUCCAGAGGAAAGUUGAGCCUAAAGGACCCUUGAUCAAUUCUGAAUUCUAUACUGGCUGGUUAGAUCACUGGGGAGAAUAUCACAGUACAGUCAAGACUGAGGCUGUGGUUUCCUCCCUCUCUGAUAUGCUCGCCCGCGGGGCAAACGUGAACAUGUACAUGUUUAUAGGUGGGACCAACUUUGCCUAUUGGAAUGGGGCCAACAUACCCUAUGCAGCACAGCCCACCAGCUACGACUAUGAUGCCCCACUGAGCGAGGCAGGGGACCUCACUGAGAAGUACUAUGCUAUACAAAGCGUUAUCCAAAAGUUUGAAAAAGUACCAGAAGGUAUUAUCCCUCCAUCUACACCAAAGUUCGCGUAUGGGAAAGUCACUCUGAGAAUGUUAAAGACAGUGGAGGGAGCUCUGGACAUCCUAUGUCCCGGAGGGUCCAUACAAAGCCUUUAUCCCUUGACAUUUAUCCGGGUGAAACAGUAUUUUGGGUUUGUGCUGUACCGAACAAGACUUCCUGAAGAUUACCGCAACUCGACGCACCUCUCUACUCUACCCUUCAAUGGAGUCCACGAUCGGGCCUAUGUCUCCAUAGACGGGGUCCCCCAAGGAGUCCUUGAGCGAAACCAUGUGUUCUCUCUGAAAAUACAAGAGAAACCUGGAGCCAGCCUGGACCUGCUGGUGGAGAACAUGGGACGUGUGAACUAUGGCAGUUAUAUCAAUGAUUCCAAGGGCUUGGUUUCUAACAUGACCCUUGGCUCUCAUAUCCUCACCAACUGGACAAUCUUCCCACUGGACGCGGAGGAGGCCGUGCGCAGCCACCUGGGGAGCUGGGGUGGCCAUGAUGCCCGCCACCACGCUGAGCACUGUGCUCAUGGCUCAGCCAACCGCACGCUUCCGGCCUUCUACGUGGGCAGCUUCUCCAUCCCCAGUGGGAUCCCGGACCUGCCCCAGGACACCUUCAUCCAUUUUCCCGGGUGGACCAAGGGUCAGGUGUGGAUUAAUGGCUUUAACCUUGGCCGCUACUGGCCGGCACGGGGUCCCCAGAUGACCUUAUUUGUGCCAAAGCACAUCCUGACAACUUCAACUCCUAACAACAUCACAGUGCUGGAGCUGGAGGGCUCACCCUGCGGCAGCUGCGGCCCACAGCCAUGUGCCGUGGAGCUGGUGGACAAGCCAGUCAUCGGCGCACGGACAACCCACAGCCGCUUCUAGAGCUGGUCCAUCGGAACUCGUGGCAGGACGAUGUAUGAGGACUGUGACCCUUGGGGUUCUGCAGGGCCUCACAGGCCCUCCUCGCCAUGCCAGCACUCACUGGAGAGCCACCAUGGAGAGUAAGUUAGGGUGCGAGUCUCACCCCAAGAGUUCCCUGCAGCCCUGCCGGGACCUGAGGGGCCACCCUAGCUGGGUGAGGGAGGGGACGCCAUCAGGCACCGAUGAAUCUGCGCAAUUGGAAUAGGAACUUUAAAGGUAUUCCUGAUUUAAUUUUGGAAGAAUCAUGUCUUUUU
This is a messenger RNA of Fukomys damarensis (Damara mole-rat), 3613 nucleotides long. RefSeq names its product beta-galactosidase. The coding region runs from base 210 to 3320 and encodes 1036 amino acids. Gene Ontology annotation, cellular component: vacuole. Gene Ontology annotation, molecular function: beta-galactosidase activity. Gene Ontology annotation, biological process: carbohydrate metabolic process. The transcript has 17 exons. NCBI's taxonomy places the organism in Eukaryota, Metazoa, Chordata, Mammalia, Rodentia, Bathyergidae. The record is from RefSeq and is a predicted model, not a curated record.